UGAGUUUGCGGAAGUGGAGAAACUCGCAUCGCUUCAAGUUCUGACUUCAAACUCAAAUCGCAAAACUGCCCGUUUUCACAAUGAUGUGCUGAAUAAGUUUGUAAACGUCAGAUGAAUCUGAUCUAAGCAGGAUAAAAAGUUUUGGGAGGAACAGAUCAGAAAUCACAUCUGAAAGCGAAGGGUUUGUAUGAUCGGGAUUAAGGGGCAUCAUGAGCCGUCCACCCUCCAUGCAGCCUCAGACGUGCGGCCCCUGGGAGCUGAAGGAACGUUUGGGAACUGGAGGAUUCGGGAAUGUCACACUUUGGCAAAAUAAGGAGAGCAGCGUUCAGAUCGCCAUCAAACAGUGUCGGCAGGAGCUUAGUGCCAAAAACAAGGGAAGAUGGAGUUUAGAGAUCCAGAUCAUGAAGAGGCUGAAUCAUAUGAAUGUAGUUGCAGCGAGAGAAGUGCCAGAAGAACUCCAGAAACUUGCCACAAAUGACCUUCCAUUACUGGCUAUGGAGUACUGCCAGGGUGGGGACCUACGUAAGUAUCUGAAUCUGUUGGAGAACUGCUGUGGGAUGCGAGAGGCCGCUGUACUGACCCUCAUUCAGGACAUAUCCUCAGCGCUCACGUAUCUUCAUGGGAUGAGAAUUAUUCACAGAGACCUUAAGCCAGAAAACAUUGUCCUUCAACAGGGAGAGAAGCGGUUGGUUCACAAGAUCAUAGAUCUGGGUUAUGCUAAAGAGCUGGAUCAAAGCAGUCUCUGCACAUCAUUCGUCGGGACGCUGCAGUAUUUGGCCCCUGAGCUGUUAGAGCAGCAGAAAUACACGGUCGCAGUGGACUACUGGAGUUUAGGGACACUGGUGUUUGAGUGUAUCACGGGAUUCAGACCUUUUCUACCAACCUGGCAACCUGUUCCAUGGCAUGCAAAGAUGUUAAAUAAAAAAGAAAUGGAUAUUAUGGUUUAUGAGGACCUGAUGGGAGAGGUUCAGUACUCUAAGCAUCUGCCUAAUCCACACAACCUUAACAAACUGUUAGCUGGUGAACUAGAGCGCUGGUUGCAAAUGAUGCUGAGAUGGUCUUCUAAAGAGAGAGGCAAAGAUCUGAGGCAACUGAGGAGAGAAAUUCCUGAAGCUGUAAAAGAUACGGAGGACGACAGUAAAGACGCUCAAGAGGGCACCAAAGACUCUCCGAAGGCAACUUGUUUCUGCUUUGAUGAAUUGAACCGCAUUUUGAAUCUGAAGCUGGUGCACGUGUUGAACAUGACCUCUGCAGAAAUAUUCUCAUACACCGUGCAGCCGGACGAGGAUGUGGCAUCCCUGCAAGAGCGAAUCGCACAGGACACUCACAUUCUGCCAGCCAAUCAGGAGCUUCUCCUGGAGGCCGGACUCGCCCUGGAACCGCACAAUAGCGUCAUGCAGUGUGCGAUCGAUUACAGCCUGUUAGACACGCGACGUGCCGAAGAGCCGCUGGUUUUCCUGUUUGAUCGUUCCUGCUGCAGCUACGAGCCGCACUUCACACCCAGAGUCCUGCCUGAAAACGUUCGGUUUGUUCAGAACGACCCCAAGCGCCCAUUGGCAUACGGCCCUCAGAGACGCACAUGUGGUCAAGCCUGGCACGCCAUACGCUCCCUUAAAGAAGACUGGCAGAGACUUCAACAGGGACAGAAAGUGGCCAUAAUGAGUCUUCUCAGACACAAUGGAACGUUGUCAAAGCAGAAGAAUGAGAUGGUGUCAAUGCAUCAGAGACUUAAAGCCACGUUGGAGUUCUUCACCACCAGCCUGCACAUUGACAUUGACAAAUACCAGGAACAGAGAGCUUCUGGGAUCGCGUCAGAAAAACUACUGAGCGUCUGGCGUGAAAUGGAACAAACGGCUCUCAACUGUGGACAGACAGAAGAUGUGAAUAAGUUGGAAGAGGAGAUGAUGACGUUACAGACCGAUAUAGUGGAUAUUCAGAGACAGCCGUGGAGAAGUGGAGAGGCUUUAGAGACACUUGAGGUGAAAGCGAUGGAUUUGUUUCGGAAACUAAGAGAGAAGCCCAGAGAUCAGCGUUGUGUGGGUGAUUGUCAGGAGGUCAUCAGACUGGUCGUCCAAGCAGUGCAGUUCUAUGAGAGGAAGUUACGGGACUUUUACACGCACUUGAGUAAGACGAUGGUGUGCCGUCAGAGAGUUCUGGAGCUGUUGCCUCGUGUGGAGGGGAUGGUGAGCGCGAUGGCUGAAAAUGAAACUCAACUUCUUCACUUGCAGGAGAAAAGACAGAAAGAACUGUGGAAUCUUCUCAAAGUGGCCUGUAGUAAAGUUCGAAGUCCAGUGAGUGGAAGUCCAGAUGAUGGUCGAACUCCACCAGGUCCUCUGUUACCUCACAGACCUUCACAUCCCAGCAGUCUGGGCAGUCUGCCUCAGAUAGAUGACUCUCACAUUGUGAUUGAGGAAAGUAAGUCGUUUGAGAAUCGUCUGCAGAGUUUAGUACAAGAAACCAUACAGGAGACGGAGAGCAGCAUGCAGAUGUUAAGAGAGUGGAAGUGGUUGAAUGGAGGACAAGAUCUGGCUUAAGAGAACGUCACAUACACACAAUGCUCUACUGACACCAGCUGGAGAAAACGCGAUACUGCAGGGAGUGAUGAACACAAACUUGUUUCAUGUCCUGAAGGAUUUUAUCCUACACUUCCAUUUUAUUGUUCCCUAAAGUCCACUUAUUUUAAUAAGUAUUUUUUAAUGAUAAUUUUCAUCCUGCGCUCUUCUGUAAUGUGAAAUGAGCAGCUGCUCCCACACAUAAGCUGUGUGUUUGAUGUCAGGUUAUGUGACAGAUUCAUCUGUUCCUGCAGCUCAAAGGUCAUAGGUUUGAAUCCCAGGGAAUACACACAUACUGACCAAAUGUAUACCUUAAAUGUACUGUAAGUCACUUUGGAUAAAAGCGUCUGAUAAAUGCAUGCAUGUAAAUUGCUUAAACUGUUCAGAGCAGACUAAGACGAUCUUGAAUCUUUUUAAAGUAAACUUGGGCUACUUGUUUUUAGUGUUGAAAGUUUGAGAAGAAUUUACAAUAUCACACUGCAAAAAAUGAUUUUCAAGAAAAAAAAAUUUUCAGUAAAAAUAUCAAAAAAUUCUCAAAUAAAUUAAUAAAUUAAAACAACCCAAGAAAAUAAGUCUAGUUUUUAUAUCAAAAAAAUCAAUUUUAAGUGAUUUUGUGCAUAAAACAAGCAAAAAAAAUCUGCCAAUGGGGUAAGCAAAUUUUUCUUACAUUUUUCUUGAAUUAAGUCUUUAAGGAAAAUGUUCAAGAUUUUUUUGCUCACCCCAUUGGCAGAUUUUUGGCUUGUUUUAUGCACAAAAUCACUUAAAUUUGAUAUAUUUAAGACUUAUUUUCUUGUUUUGUUCAUCAAGAAAAAGCAUCUUAAUUUAAGAAUUUUUAGAUAUUUUUACUGAAAACAAGACACAAAUACUAAGAAUUUUUUUUCUUGAAAAUAAUUUUUUGCAGUGCAAUUAUUUCACACAACCAGAAACAGUUCAAAGUUAUUUUCCAUUACUCUGCAGGUCCUGGGGUCUCAUUUAUAAAACGUGCAUACGCACAAAACGGGGCUCAAAACGUGCGUACAACACGCAAAGGUUGUGAUCUAUAAAAAAAACAAACUUGAUGGGAAAAUGGUUUUGCAGGGUGGGAUCUGAGGAUGAUUAAUGUACGCAUACUUGCAGGUGAUCUGUGACUUGUAAAGGGAACAUUGCUUUGUUUUAUAAGUUGUAAUAUAUUUUGCCGUAUGCCAUUUUUGGCUUUUGUGCGUAUGUAGGCUUUUAGUAACAGUCCUACGUACAGUUUUAAAAUUGAGACUCCUGAACUGUAAAUCACGACUUUAUGAAGACGUGAUCUCAUGAAAUGUGUACAGUACGGGUUUAUUAAGAAUUAUUUGUUUUUACUAGAAACUGUUAAGUUUGUGUACAUCCGUUUUCACUGUGGGAUAACAACGCCUUUGUAUUUUGACAAAGAAAGGAUAAAAACAUAUCCGGUAUUUUCGAGUAAAAUGUUUAUGUCUUGUGUAAUUCAAAACAUACAUUUGUUUAAGUACCAGAUGAGUGUUUGCUAUGUUUGAAAGACGAGAAAGAUAGAGACUCAUUUCGUCAACAAUCUUCUUUAUUUAGUUCCACAACACACAGACUUCUACUUCUCCAUUUGUAACAUAAACCAAGACGUUCUGUGAAGAAAUAAAACUGCAGAGAAGGUUGUGAACGGUCCAAUAUCUCCACUACACAAAACAUAGAUAAGAAACUUAAAUAAUAAAACAAUACGGUAUGUUUGGCAAUGAACAUCAUAAAGAAUGAAAGUGGAGUAACGUUGAGUGAUAUUCAGAGGCGUCUUUCUUAUUUCUCAUUAAAUGUGAACUUUGUUUCCAACCUUAACUGAAACAACAGCAUAAUCUGGAUAUUAAAGAUAACGCUUACAGAUACAGAUGUCCAUUACAAACAAAUGAUAUGUAAUUUUAAAACCUACACGCAUCAUUAAUAACUCA
Paramisgurnus dabryanus is the source of this 4477-nucleotide messenger RNA. It is a transcript of the gene ikbkb, whose product is annotated as inhibitor of nuclear factor kappa B kinase subunit beta. NCBI's taxonomy places the organism in Eukaryota, Metazoa, Chordata, Actinopteri, Cypriniformes, Cobitidae. Gene Ontology annotation, biological process: tumor necrosis factor-mediated signaling pathway; positive regulation of transcription by RNA polymerase II; peptidyl-serine phosphorylation. Gene Ontology annotation, molecular function: IkappaB kinase activity; ATP binding; protein binding. Gene Ontology annotation, cellular component: cytoplasm; IkappaB kinase complex. The record is from RefSeq and is a predicted model, not a curated record.